GUACCAAGCUCCGUAGCUGCCAGCUCGACUUGUCGCUAUCGCGCCCAGCCUGGUCCUCGCGGCCUCCGAAGCUGCGACGAUAAACCCAAAGUCGCCAACAGCACUCUUAGUUAACGACAAACUCACAGAAUCAUAUCGCGUUGCAAGCAGCGAGCAUCGGCGAGCCCAUCCGAGCACAGGUCCCAGCGCCAGCCCCGACACAGCGCACUCACGCGUCCUGCUCCCGGCGCGGCGCCUCCGGUCGCGAUGCACAACCCGCUAGAGCCGCUGCUCGCCGAGCAGGGCGUGGUGAUCUUGGACGGCGCUCAGGGCACGGAGCUCGAGCGGCGCGGCAUCGACAUUGGCGGCUCUAAGUUGUGGAGCGCCCAACUUCUGAUUGAUGACCCCGAUACCGUGCAGGCCAUCCACCUGGACUACCUGCGGUCAGGGUCAGACGUGAUCACCACCUUCACCUACCAGGCCAGCCUGCCGGGCUUUGCGGAGGCGGGCGUGGACGCGGCACAUGCCGGCCGGCUGCUCAACCUGGCGGUGGACCUGGCGGAGGCCGCCCGGGCCCACUUCAUGAGGGAACAGGAGCAGGAGCGGGGGCAGGAGCAGGAGCAGGGGAAGGAGCAGGAUCAGGGGAAGGAGCCGGGGCAUCAGGGGCAGGGGCAGGAGCAGGGGAAGGAGCGGGAGCAGGGGAAGGAGCAGGGGGAGGAGCAGGAGCAGCAGGAAAGUGGGCAGCACGGACAGAGACUGAGAGGCGCGGGCAGUUCCGCGGCAGGUGGCGGCAGCGGCAGCGGUGACAGCCGCCGCCAUGCCGCAGCCGGGCGGCGGCGGCGGCCGCUAAUCGCUUACUCAUGCGGAUCCUAUGGCGCCUACCUUGCCGAUGGAUCCGAGUUCCAAGGCGAUUACGCGGAUUCGGUUUCGACCGAUGCGCUCAUCGAGUUCCAUCGGGCCCGGCUGGAUCCGGUUCGGUCGCGGCACGAGAUUGACCUCAUUGCCUUUGAGACGGUGCCGUGCCUGAAGGAGGCGGAGGCGAUUGUGGAGCUGCUGCGGCGGGAGAGGUACUGCAAGCCGGCGUGGAUCAGCUUCAGCUGCAAGGACGACGCCCACACCUGCCACGGGGAGGACUUUGGCGCGCAAUGCGUGCCGCUGCUGGCGGCGGCGGCGGCCGAGGGGCUGGUGGCGGCGGCGGGCGUCAACUGCACGCCGCCGCGACACGUGCCUGCCCUCCUCGCGGCGGCGCGCCAGCAGCUGCAACAACUGGAGGUGUCGGCGGCGGCGCCGCCGCCGCCAUCGCCGCCGGCGGACGGGAUGCGCCAGCAGCAGCAGCACUUAGCGUGCGCGCCGCGAAGGCUGUUGCUGCUGUGCUACCCCAACAGCGGCGAGCAGUGGGACGGCGCGGGGCGGUGCUGGCACAGCGCACCCGACGACAUUGCAGAGCCGGGGCGCUUCGCGGCGGCGGCGGCGGACUGGGUGGGGAGCCGGGCCAUGGCUGUGUCGCUGGUGGGGGGCUGCUGCCGGACGGGGCCGGCACACAUUGCCGCGCUGCGGCGCCGCCUGGUGGCGCCGCCGGAGGACCGGGCGGCGGCGGCGGCGGCGGCGCCCGCACUGCAGUAGCGAGUGAGGGUGAGUGCUGGCGGUGCUGGAGGCAAGGCUGGAGGCAAGGCUGGAGGCAAGGCUGGAGGCAAGGCUGGAGGCAAGGCUGGAGGACAACACGUGCUGUGUGGAAAGUCCUAGCUGGGGUAGGCUGUGCGCUGGUUAGGCCUGAUGAGGAGACUGUUUGCGCGCGGCACGGGACUCGUCGUCGGUGUGAGGGAUUAGGUAAGGUGGCUGGUAGCUAGGUUGAGGACGGCUGGGGAGCAGGCGGAGCAGCAGCGGCGGAGCCGCCUAGCCAGCCGCUUCCCCUGGAACUAGGACGGAGCUGCUGCGUGGCAGAGGGGCAGACGGGCGGUGGGUGUAGGUGGCUGGCACGUGGGUGGCGUCACGGCUUGGAUGGCAGGGCGGUAGGCGGUUGAGAUGCUGCGUGGUUCUGUGUGGGUGCUGCUUGGUGUGUGGAUCGCAGGCCUGCCACGGGGCAAAGCUGCGUAAAAUAAAGCAGACAGGCAGGCAGGUCGUCCGUAUACAUGGCAUUCUUCCGGAAGUGUCGCCCUGUAAGGCUGUAACAAGCACGCACG
Messenger RNA from Chlamydomonas reinhardtii, 2159 nucleotides. RefSeq lists its product as uncharacterized. Gene Ontology annotation, biological process: S-methylmethionine cycle. The transcript has 3 exons. Lineage: Eukaryota; Viridiplantae; Chlorophyta; Chlorophyceae; Chlamydomonadales; Chlamydomonadaceae. The record is from RefSeq and is a predicted model, not a curated record. Gene Ontology annotation, molecular function: zinc ion binding; S-adenosylmethionine-homocysteine S-methyltransferase activity. Bases 247 to 1602 code for a protein of 451 amino acids.